Molecule: messenger RNA, 915 nt
Organism: Punica granatum (pomegranate)
Lineage: Eukaryota; Viridiplantae; Streptophyta; Magnoliopsida; Myrtales; Lythraceae
Source: RefSeq, a predicted model, not a curated record
CCCCGCCUUUUAUAUAUAACGCCACUCUCUCUUCUUCCAUGCCCGUUUUCAGAGAUUUCGUUUCCUCUUCCUUAAUUCAGCCCGAGAAAGGUAACCAUGGGCGGCUGUGCGACGAAGCCGAAGGUGUCGAAGGGCGCCGAUGCCGGCGAGCCACCGGUUCCGGCGCCGGAGCCCGUUAAGGAUCAGGAGGUUGCUGCUGUCACGGCUUCAGAGGCGAAGGCCGUGGAGUCCACUGUCACUUUGCCAGAGACGGUCGAGAAGAAGGACGAGGCGGCGGCAGUGGCGGCUGAGGUAUUGGAGCUCACUGAAGGAGUUAAGGAGAUCGUGGUGGACGACGAUAAGGUCGACGACCAAGCAAGCAAGCGCCGGUCCCUGAGUCUCCUGUUCAACAAGGAGAAUGAAGAAAAGAAGUCCCCCACAGAGAGCGAAGAGCCAUCCUCGGAGCCGACAAAACCUGAAGAGCCCUCAGCAAUUGUAACCUCGGUGAAGGAAUCUGACGCCGAGAGCGAGCCAGUUGAAACUGAAAAGUCUGUGACGCACAUUGAACCCAAAGAAGUACCUGCUCCAGCUGCCGUAGAGGAGGCUCAAGAGAAGGCAGAACAAGAGAAAGAUACUGAAGUUGCAGAAGUGGUAGCAACUGAACCUAGCAAUACACUAGAGAAGAAAGCCGAGGCGGAAAAGGCUACUCUGGAUGAAAAGGAGAACAAAGCAUAGUUGAUCUGGAGUCGACCGGAACGGUUUGAUGGUCUAUUCUUGUUGGCUUGUUCUUUGAUGAGUUUCGGGCAUAAGUUAUUUCCAUUGUUUUGUAAAAUAUAUAUAUCUGAAUUUUUUCCCCCUUAAAUCUCUCUGUACCUCUUUGUCUUGAUCAACAGUGUCGUCUAAAUAUCACAUUUAAGAGUUUGAUCUUUCCGUACA